Messenger RNA from Rotaria socialis, 1707 nucleotides. Lineage: Eukaryota; Metazoa; Rotifera; Eurotatoria; Philodinida; Philodinidae. The record is from the annotation of a GenBank genome assembly.
AUGGGAACAACUGCUAGUAGUGAUGAGCUAUCUACAAAAGGGUAUGCAAAUGGUAUUGAUGUCAUAUUGAGUCGACGUGCUAAUAAAGGACAGGCAUUUUCCAUGGAAGAACGUGAUGCAUAUCGUGUUCGAGGUUUGCUACCGGCAACUUUCUCAUCGCCUCAUCUCCAAGUUGAACGAUUUAUGGAAAAUUUACGAAGAAUGCCUGAUGACUUAUCAAGAUAUAUGGCACUAGCUUCAUUACAAGAUAUAAAUGAAAAAUUAUUUUAUCGUAUAGCACUUGAACAUACGCAAGAAAUCAUGCCACUUGUUUAUACACCAACGGUUGGUUUAGCUUGUCAAAAAUAUAGUUUAAUCUUUGCAAAACCAAAAGGUUUAUUUAUAUCAAUCUUUGACAAAGGCCGUAUUUACGAUGUUCUCUGCAAUUGGCCAGUUAACGACAUUCGAGCUAUUGUCGUGACUGAUGGUGAACGUAUCUUAGGUUUAGGUGAUCUGGGUUGUAAUGGCAUGGGUAUAUCUGUCGGUAAAUUAAGUUUAUACACCGCAUUAGCUGGCGUGCGACCUGAAUAUUGUUUACCAAUCACACUUGAUGUUGGUACCAAUAGUGAAUUCUAUCUUAAUGAUAGAUACUAUUUGGGUGUAAGACAGAAACGUGCUCAAGGAAAAGAAUACGACGAGUUUGUUGAUGAAUUUAUGCAAGCAGUUGUGAAACGAUUUGGAAAACAAUGUUUGAUUCAAUUUGAAGAUUUUGCUAAUCAUAAUGCUUUUCGUCUACUUGCAAAAUAUCGUGAUACAUAUUGUACAUUUAAUGAUGAUAUUCAAGGUACAGCUAGCGUUGCUGUUGCUGGAAUUCUUGGUGCGAUUAAAAUAACUGGGAAAAAAUUAGCUGACAAUAGAUUUUUAUUUUAUGGAGCUGGUGAAGCCUCAAUAGGUAUUGCGGAGUUGCUAUGUCUCGCGUUGACACGUGAAGGAUUAUCGCAAGAAGAAGCACGAAAAAAGAUUUUCUUAGUCGAUUCAAAAGGACUUAUUGUUAAGAAUCGUCCUGGAGGCAAAUUAAAUGAAGAAAAAAAAAAAUUUGCACACGAACAUGAACCCAUUACGAAAUUAAUCGAUGUUGUACACACAGUGAGGCCAUCAUUCCUUAUUGGUGCCGCUGGUCAAGGAGCAGCAUUUACUACCGAUGUUCUUGAAGCAAUGGGUUCGAUAAAUAAACGUCCUGUUAUAUUUGCUUUAUCAAAUCCAACUUCAAAAGCUGAAUGUACAGCACGCGAAGCUUACGAAGCAACAGAUGGUCAAUGCGUAUUUGCGUCGGGUUCACCUUUUCCUCGUUUUGAAUAUAAUGGGAAAAUAUUUAUACCCGGUCAAGGAAAUAAUUCUUAUAUAUUUCCUGGCGUCGGUCUUGCUAUUGUUACAUUUGGUAUUCGACAUAUACCAGAUGAGUUAUUUUAUUUGGCUGCUAAAACACUAUCAGAGCAAGUCACAGAAGCUGAUUUAUCGAUUGGUCUUGUUUAUCCACCUAUUGAAAAAAUUCGACAAGUUUCAAGAAAAAUAGCCGUAAAAAUAUCCGAGUAUGCUUAUGACAAGAAUUUAGCAACAGUUUGGCCGAAACCAGAUAAUCUAGAUAAAUUUCUUUUCGAGAAGCAGUAUUCAGUUGAAUAUGACGACGACUUACCACCUCGUUGGGAAAAACCAAAUUAUUCAACUUGA